GUUAUGGAUUAGGAAAUAAAGAAGCUUGAAUAACUCAAAUAAUAAGAAAUACUCUUGAUGCAGUAGAUUUAUGAAAAGAAAGUAUAGUUUAUUUUUGUAUUAGAUUAAUUACUUGAAUACAAAAAUAUAGUUAUUAACAGAGGAAUCAAAAUAAAAAGAUAUUGAAUUGCAAAAUCUCAAAAAUUCAUAAUCUGAGAAUUAGACAGACUAGCAAGUUGUAAUCCAAGAGCCUCCUAGUUUAGAUUAGUAAAAACAAAAAUUGAAUGAUGAAAAGGAUAAAGAAUUACAGAAAAUCAAGACUCAAUACUAAACAGAUUUACAAAAUAUUCAUCAGCAAAUGAGAAAUAGGGAUUUGAUGAUAGAAUAAAUGAAAUAAGAAAUUAAAAUGUUUGAGCAAUUCUCCCAAUAGAACCUUGAUCAUUAAAAAGUACAAUUUUUAUCCUAAAUCAUUGAUGUUACCAAUGAAUUGCUAGUUUAAUUAUGA
Molecule: messenger RNA, 484 nt
Organism: Paramecium octaurelia
Lineage: Eukaryota; Ciliophora; Oligohymenophorea; Peniculida; Parameciidae
Source: the annotation of a GenBank genome assembly